AUGAGAACAACGCGCAUCAUUUCCUUGACCAACUUCUGCGUCGCCUCUUCGGCGCUCGCGUUUCAGGUGUUCGUCCUCUAUCCGUGGCAUCACCAGUUGCAGCACGACUUUGAAGAGCUCAAGAACGAACACCUUCGCGUACUACGGACUAUGAGCCAAAAUUCAAACUCCGUCGCGAAUCGAGCGCAGCAGGCAUCAUCCCGGGCAUAA
Messenger RNA from Sporothrix schenckii 1099-18, 210 nucleotides. RefSeq lists its product as uncharacterized. Lineage: Eukaryota; Fungi; Ascomycota; Sordariomycetes; Ophiostomatales; Ophiostomataceae. The record is from RefSeq and is a predicted model, not a curated record. The transcript has a single exon. Bases 1 to 210 code for a protein of 69 amino acids.